UCACUUGGAAGUCUCAGGAUAGUUCUGAAGGGGCUCACCAUGACCCCAACCGUAACCGGGAGUUUCUGUGAGUGCGGGGCCCGCGCUGGGGGGCUCCCCCUUGCUUAGAAUACUGCGUGUGAUUACAGGAACGCUAGUUAUACCCCAUACUGCCCUCCACGUUGGGAGGCCCAGCGUGAAGUCUGCCUUAGAAAAUUGGGAAGAAGGACUGUAGAGGGUAUACGUGACUGUGUGACCCUGUGUCAGGUUGUGCCCGUGUGUGGUCACUCACACCUCUCCCAGUCCAGUGAGCCUACAUCGUGCCUCUGUGAAAUGAACGCAGAUGGGUGACCGAGGGCGCCCGCAUGGAGGGCAGCGCUGCCCACCCCCAUGCCUGCCUCCCCUGGGCUCAGGCAGACAAAAGUAAUUAGGCUGAGUCUUUAAUCACAGCUGCUUUCCUGGAAGGUGGACAUGGAAGAGGCGGAAAACGGCAGAGGUGGGGGACACGGUGCUAGCCUGACUCCCAGGCACGGGCUCCCUCUGGGACCCCUCCAGCCCCCACAGUGUGCUCCGCUGAAAUCUGUUUUCUUUCUCCCUCAGGACACAGGGUUCCCUAGGAGCCGCCCCAGGCUUAAUGAUUGUCCAGAAGGUGGCUAUAAAGGGAGCCAGAGAGGAGGAGGGGCUGGAAAGGCUUGCUCAGCAGAUCUGGGCACUGGGGCAGCCGGCGAGCUUGCACUGUGCUCAGACUCUGCGCCCAGCCCAGUAGGGGCUGCUCUCGUCCCCCAUGGCAGCCCAGGGCUAUGGCUACUACCGCACGGUGAUCUUCUCGGCCAUGUUUGGGGGCUACAGCCUGUACUACUUCAACCGCAAGACCUUCUCCUUUGUCAUGCCCUCGCUCGUAGAAGAGAUCUCUCUGGACAAGGAUGACUUGGGCCUCAUUGCCAGCAGCCAGUCUGCUGCCUAUGCCAUCAGCAAGUUUGUGAGCGGAGUGCUGUCUGACCAGAUGAGCGCUCGCUGGCUCUUCUCCUCGGGGCUGCUCUUGGUGGGCCUGGUCAACAUCCUCUUUUCCUGGAGCACCACUGUGCCGGUCUUUGCUGCCCUCUGGUUCCUCAAUGGCCUGGCACAGGGGCUGGGCUGGCCGCCAUGUGGGAAGAUUCUGCGGAAGUGGUUUGAGCCAUCCCAGUUUGGCACUUGGUGGGCCGUCUUGUCAACUAGCAUGAACCUGGCCGGGGGGCUGGGCCCCAUCCUGGUAACCAUCCUCGCUCAGAGCUACAGCUGGCGCAGCACGCUGGCCCUGUCCGGGGCGCUGUGUGUGGGGGUCUCCUUCCUCUGCCUCCUGCUCAUCCACAACGAGCCUGCCGACGUGGGUCUCCGCAACCUGGACCCCACUCCCACCAAGGGCAAGAAAGGCUCCUUGAAGGAGGAGAGCACCCUGCAGGAGCUGCUGCUGUCCCCCUACUUGUGGGUGCUUUCUACAGGCUACCUCGUGGUGUUUGGGGUGAAGACCUGCUGUACCGACUGGGGCCAGUUCUUCCUUAUCCAGGAGAAAGGACAGUCAACUCUCGUGGGUAGCUCCUACAUGAGCGCACUGGAGGUCGGGGGCCUUGUGGGCAGCAUCGCGGCUGGCUACCUGUCAGACCGAGCCAUGGCAAAGGCAGGGCUGUCGGUGUACGGGAACCCUCGCCACGGGCUGCUGCUCCUCAUGAUGGCUGGCAUGACUCUGUCUAUGUACCUCUUCCGGGCAACUGUGACCACUGACUCCCCCAAGCUCUGGAUCCUGGUGUUGGGAGCUGUGUUCGGGUUCUCCUCCUAUGGGCCCAUUGCCUUGUUUGGAGUGAUAGCCAAUGAGUGUGCCCCUCCUAACCUGUGCGGCACCUCCCAUGCCAUCGUGGGGCUCAUGGCCAAUGUGGGCGGCUUUCUAGCCGGCUUGCCCUUCAGCACCAUUGCCAAGCACUAUAGCUGGAGCACAGCCUUCUGGGUGGCUGAAGUGGUCUGUGCCACCAGCACCGCGGGCUUCUUCCUCCUCCGGAACAUCCGCACCAAGAUGGGCAGAGUGCCCAAGAAGGCCGACUGAGGACGACGCACGCUCUCAGGCAUCCCCGGCCAGUGAUGGCCUUUCCAGGUGUGGGUGGGGGCUCGGGGAGCUGUCCUGGCUGGCAGUCAACCUUUUUUGCUCCUUCCUCCACCCCAGUGACCCUGGAAGUUAACAGAAGUUGAAGGCCCGAGCUCCCUCUCCUAGGCCCUAUUUAACAUAACCUUUGUUCCUGGACUUGUUAGCUCCUGUUUCCUACCUGGAGAGAGAGACAUCCCUGCAUUCAGGGAGUCUUACACCCUCUCGCCUCUCCUAGGCCCUGCAUUGUCCUCCCCUCCUUUCUAUCAUGGCACCAAUGGUCCAUGACCUCUUCUGCCCCAAGGCCUCUUGGCAGUAGGCAACUGCUAUUGCCAGUACCUCAAUCUUCCUGGAGUAGAACGGAGGGGCGGAAGGAUGACUUGUUCUAGAAUACUAAAAACUAGAUUUGAUACUAAA
This is a messenger RNA of Echinops telfairi (small Madagascar hedgehog), 2506 nucleotides long. It is a transcript of the gene SLC37A4, whose product is annotated as solute carrier family 37 member 4. Gene Ontology annotation, molecular function: glucose 6-phosphate:phosphate antiporter activity. Bases 764 to 2053 code for a protein of 429 amino acids. The transcript has 8 exons. Gene Ontology annotation, biological process: phosphate ion transmembrane transport; glucose-6-phosphate transport. Gene Ontology annotation, cellular component: endoplasmic reticulum membrane. The record is from RefSeq and is a predicted model, not a curated record. Lineage: Eukaryota; Metazoa; Chordata; Mammalia; Afrosoricida; Tenrecidae.